AAAAUAAAACGUGGAAAAAAAGAAAGUCGAGAAAAGCUAACCCUGGGUGGGGCAGGGCUGGGAGCAGCAGCCAGAGGGAAAACAAAGGGAACUUGUGCUAAGUAACUCGGAGUGGCAACUGUGGGAAUGCUGCAGGGAACCAACUGGCCAUCAGCUUGUCAUUAAAAGCUUCGCCCAGUGAUUCCAGGAAGUCUUAUUUGCUUCCUUGAAAUCCGGAGGAGGAAGAGGAGAUGGAGCCCAUCGCUAAUUCCAGGCCUUUCUGUAGAAGAAUAUCUUGGUGCUGCGGGGUGCUGCCCAGUGCCCUGCUCUUCCUACUCAAAUGAGUCAGAUGACAGAGGGCCGGCACUGCCAGGUGCAUCUCCUCGAUGACAGGAACUUGGAGCUGCUGGUUCAGCCCAAGCUUUUGUCUCGCGAGUUACUGGAUCUAGUGGCCUCGCACUUCAACCUGAAAGAAAAGGAAUAUUUUGGGAUAACUUUUAUAGAUGAUACAGGUCAGAGCGUCUGGCUGCAGCUGGACCACAGAGUCCUGGAUCAUGACUUGCCCAAGAAACCCGGUCCAGCAACUUUGUAUUUUGCUGUUAGGUUCUACAUUGAAAGCAUUUCCUUUCUCAAGGACAAAACGACAGUAGAGCUGUUCUUCCUGAACGCCAAGUCCUGUGUGCACAAGGGGCAGAUCGAGGUCGAGAGCGAGACCGUCUUCAAGUUGGCAGCCCUGAUUUUGCAGGAAGCUAAAGGGGACUAUUCCAGUGAUGAAAACACUAGGAAAGAUUUGAAGACGCUGCCUGUCUUCCCUACCAAGACGCUGCAGGAGCAUCCAUCGCUUGCUUACUGUGAGGAUAGAGUAAUUGAACAUUAUACACAAAUUAAAGGUCUGACCAGAGGACAAGCCAUUGUUCAGUACAUGAGAGUGGUAGAAGCUUUGCCAACAUAUGGAGUUCAUUACUAUGGAGUAAAGGAUAAACAAGGAAUCCCUUGGUGGCUUGGAAUAAGUUAUAAAGGGAUAGGACAGUACGACUUACAAGACAAAGUCAAGCCCAGAAAACUAUUCCAAUGGAAGCAGCUGGAAAACCUCUACUUCCGUGAGAAGAAAUUUGCCGUGGAAGUUCACGAUCCCCGCAGGAUUUCAGUCUCGAGAAGGACCUUUGGUCAGAGUGGACUGGUAGUGCAAACCUGGUAUGCAAACACUUCCCUGAUCAAAUCCAUCUGGGUAAUGGCAAUCAGUCAACACCAGUUCUACUUGGACAGAAAACAAAGCAAAGCAAAAAUUCCUUCAGCCAGAAGUUUGGAUGAUAUUGCCAUGGAUUUGACAGAAAUGGGAACACCAAAGGUUUCAAAGCUAGUGACUAUGGAAGCAAAAAAUCAGCUUAUUAUGGCCAGCAAUGGCAGUUUAAUCUCAUCAGGCUCUCAGGAUUCAGAGGUCAGUGAAGAACAAAAGAAGGAGAAAAUUAUGGAGCUAAAGAAGAAAGAGAAACUCCUUCAGGAAAAACUGCUGCAGAAAGUUGAGGAGCUGAAGAAAAUCUGCCUGCGCGAGGCGGAGCUGACGGGCAAGAUGCCAAAAGAGUAUCCUCUGAGUGCCGGAGAGGAACCUCCCCAGGUCAGAAGACGUGUUGGCACAGCUUUCAAACUGGAUGACAACCUGCUCCCUACUGAAGAGGAUCCCGCUUUGCAGGAGUUGGAGAGCAAUUUUAUCAUACAGCAAAAGCUGGUAGAAGCUGCAAAGAAACUUGCUAGUGAGCCAGAUCUCUGCAAAAACGUAAAGAAGAAAAGAAAGCAAGAGUAUGCUGAUGCUGUAAAAAAGCUUCAAGAGAUUGAAAAUUCCAUAAAUGAAUAUAGAAUCAAGUGUGGCAAAAAACCAACCCAGAAAUCAACUCUUACUCUACCAGAUGAUAUAAUCCCAUCUGAGAGCAGCUCUCUGUCUGAUACGACAACCUAUGAUGAUGCCAGUGAAUCCCUCACUGUGCCAGCACAAAGAACCAGCUCUGCACAGCUUUCUCCACGGCUUCCUCCACCGAAGUCCCUUGGGCUGGAGAGGAUCCAUCUUAGAAAGUCAUCCAUGAACGAGCAGCUCUUGGAAACGAGACACUCCAGGGACCCGCUUUCAACUCACAGCAGUCCUUAUCGCACCCUGGACCGACUGCCCCCGUCCCACGGGGGGAGAAGCAUGCCUACAACACCCGUGCUCACACGCAACGCCUACAGUAGCAGCCACUUACAGCCAGAUGUUUCCCCACACCAUUGCAGGCAGCGCAGUGGCAGUCUGGAGUCCCAAACUCACCUGCUGUCUGAAGCCCCCGCUGAAAAGACAGCCUUCUCCCUUUCAAAGUCCCAGCGAAGCAGCAGCACAGAGAUCCUAGAUGAUGGAUCAUCCUACACUAGCCAGUCCAGUGCUGAAUAUUACUGCGUGACGCCUACACCCAAUCCAUAUUAUACUACUCAGACGCUUGACAACAGGACCAGGGGUCGAAGACGGUCAAAGAAACAAAAUAUUUCUGCUGCAAGUUCAGGAAGCAUGCCAAAUCUUGCCCAGAAGGAUGUCCGGAAUGGUGUCUACCACAAAAAUCAGGAGCAGCCUCCCUCCAGUUACUAUAUUUCUGGAUAUUCCCCUUACACCGAAUCUGACGUUUAUUACAACGGAGGAUAUGUUUAUGAGAGUGACACAGAGGGACAGUAUAGUGUCAAUCCCUCGUAUCGCUCAUCGGCACAUUACGGAUAUGACCGUUACAGGGAAUUCAGGUCUUACCAUGAGGAUGAAGUGGACAGAGUACCGCACAACCCAUAUGCAACGCUAAGGCUUCCACGGAAGCAGGUUGCUAAAACGGAGCAUAUAACCAAAAACAUUCACAAGGCCUUAGUAGCAGAGCAUCUCCGUGGUUGGUACCAACGUGCCUCCAGUCAAAAGGAACAGGGUCAUUGCCUGCAGGCAGGCUUUGAGUCUGACAGAGGAUCUCAAAGGAGUUUGGGCCUUGCAGGUGUGCAGGUGCCAUGCUCUCCUAGCAGUCGUGUGUCAUCUUUCUCUUCGGCGUCUUCUGCAAACACUGCUGGGAACUGGCGGAACCCACUUGCAAUGGGACUUUCAGAUUAUGAUACGUUAUCUCAUUCCUCUUUUGCCAGCUGUUAUGGAAACACUUAUGGCAACCUUCCUCUGCAAAGCAGAGCUUAUGCAGAGACGAGCCAGCUGGGUGGUGAUGAAGAGAACCAGUUGGAGGAAGACUUGCACAGCAACGAGCAAAGGUUAUUCUGGCACGAGGAUUCAAAGCCUGGGACGCUCGUGUAGACCGCCUGCAGCCCUGCAUUCGUACCCUUGUGUGCCUUGCACAAAACGCUGUUACUCCGAAGGAGACCUCGGGGGCACCUUUGUGACCGAACAAAAAGGAGGUGGGAGGUGUUCUGUUGCUGGGAAAGAUGAAGUUCAGCAUUACGAGGGACUAUAGCAAAAUGACAAAGUCUUACCAAGAAUGGCGCUUCUUUCUGAAUCCGGAUAGCCUAAAUGAGCAAGGGCAAGCCACGAUGUAAUCUACGACAAGAUGCAGCACUUGGUUGAAGUAUUUAUAUUUAGCAAGCACUUUUUUUGAAGAUUGGAAUGUGUUGAAGGCAAACCUCAAAAAAAAAUGUGAAAAGGGAACUCUUACGGAAAAAACAGGAAUUCUAGGAGCACAAUUAUGAUGUCUGAAAGAAGAACAAAUGGAAAUUUCUUCUGCCAUGGCUUAUGAUGACCUGGAAGGACUUUCAUAAGCUUGUGAAGGAUAGAUACUGUGUGUGUGAAUGAGGCAAAGGGUGAUUUAAUCAGUAUUGGAACAUUACUUGAAGGAAGGCUGGAUUUUUUUUAUUAUUCUUAUGGAGGUUUGAAUGAGUAUAUCCAUUUUUGGGGCGUUGUUAAGAGUGUUUGUUAGCACCACAAACGAGUUCUGGAAAGAAAAGAAUUUGCUGUCACAAUAUGUCAUGUAAAACUGUAGGUGGUUGUGGAUUUUGGAAACGGGAGUAAACUUUGAACUCCUUUCCAUGAUAAAGUGUAAUUAAUAACCUCACACUUAUCGACCUUUCCAUGGUACAACUUCACUGUGCAGAGGAGCAGGCAAAUUUUCACUGUGGCUGCGUAGUGUUCGUUGGGUGACAGUUACGUUUUGCUCUGCCGUAGCGAACUGAGGAUCGGAAAUGGAGAGUUGCAGUUACCACAGGACGAACAACUCGAUUGUAAUGGCCAGUAUUUUAAGGUGGAUGCAAACAUAAACAGCCAAGUGGGUGCCUUAAAAUGAGGGGCAUUAGAAUUGUACCACGAGUCAUCUGAACUGCCAGGUGCGUUGCAAAGUCACUGAGUGACUAGAACAGCAUCUUUGCAAAACCAUUUAUUCAGAAAAAAAGUGCGACUGCAGUCUUGGUCUAAGAGGGAUAAACCUACCUCAUGUCAUCCAUCUGUAGGAACAAAUUAGCAUGGGUUCUCUUGCGUGAUUUAUGAUGACUCAUUUGCAUACUGUAAAAUCUCUCUCGUGUCUCAGCUGUACUGUGCUUCAGGAUCCCAUAAAAUGGUGCUCUUUUUUCUUUUAUACAAAAGAUUAGUAACCCCUUGUUCAUAUUGUGAAUAGAAAAGUUUCUGAUAAACUUUUUUGGACGUUUUUUACCAAUAUUCCAGAGCAUGUAAUAUAUACAGAAGGACACACUUGUUAAGCUGGUACUUAGUCGUUUGUAUUAUUAGAGUCGCAAUUUGGAAUUAAACGAACAAAAACAAAAUAAGUAACUUAUUUCCUUGGUUUUGCAUAUUUGUAUAGCCUUCUAGAAAUGCGAAAGCUCUUUUUUGCUUAUUCUUUUACUACUCAUGAAUUUCUAGACCUAUUAUUUUGUAUAGGUCAAUAAACUGAAAAGUGUGCUACC
This is a messenger RNA of Cygnus atratus (black swan), 4866 nucleotides long. RefSeq names its product FERM domain containing 4B (gene FRMD4B). Lineage: Eukaryota; Metazoa; Chordata; Aves; Anseriformes; Anatidae. The coding region runs from base 320 to 3274 and encodes 984 amino acids. The record is from RefSeq and is a predicted model, not a curated record. The transcript has 24 exons. Gene Ontology annotation, cellular component: cytoskeleton; adherens junction; bicellular tight junction. Gene Ontology annotation, biological process: establishment of epithelial cell polarity.